This is a messenger RNA of Cadophora gregata, 591 nucleotides long. RefSeq lists its product as uncharacterized. The record is from RefSeq and is a predicted model, not a curated record. The transcript has a single exon. NCBI's taxonomy places the organism in Eukaryota, Fungi, Ascomycota, Leotiomycetes, Helotiales, Ploettnerulaceae. The coding region runs from base 1 to 591 and encodes 196 amino acids.
AUGGAUCCCAACCACUCAAGCGGCUUUGUGCCAUCAUUCAGUGUUGUGGCUCGGCAUAUCGCCUCCCGGUUCGGCACUCUUAUUCUCAAGAUCCUAUCAUUCGUCGUCACGGUGCUUCUGACCGCGCUCCUCAGCAUCGGCGUUGCAUUCUGGAAACUUGCUCGUUGGGUGUUAUUACUCUCUUCCAAGAUAUGGACAUCGAUAUUUGCCGCUAGGAGGGAGAGAUUCAUGUUGGACUCGAGCAAAGAAACUGGGAGUGCUGGACAAGGACACGGAAGAUCAGGGCAGGAAAUUGGACUUGCAGGCCGAAACGGAGUGCCAGAAGGAUGGGUCAGAUACGUCAUCUGCCGGACGGAAGAUAUCUCCGAUCUCGACCUGGAGAAAUGUGAGGGCUGCCAUCAGGUCUUGGAGACGGAGAUUGAAAUGCUGUCGGGAAACGGAGAUUCGAUUGAGGAAUUGGCGGAGCGGCAGAAGAGAGUUGGGUUUUGGUUGGAGGAGAUUGAGAGAUUAGAUCGUGAUAGUGGGUAUUCGUCUCCUGAUGCUGAAGGUGGUGUGGGAAGAGAGAUAUUUUGGGGGUUACAGGGCUGUUGA